Messenger RNA from Alternaria burnsii, 1842 nucleotides. RefSeq lists its product as uncharacterized. Bases 1 to 1842 code for a protein of 613 amino acids. Gene Ontology annotation, cellular component: mitochondrion; Cbp3p-Cbp6 complex. Gene Ontology annotation, molecular function: ribosome binding. NCBI's taxonomy places the organism in Eukaryota, Fungi, Ascomycota, Dothideomycetes, Pleosporales, Pleosporaceae. Gene Ontology annotation, biological process: mitochondrial respiratory chain complex III assembly. The record is from RefSeq and is a predicted model, not a curated record. The transcript is spliced from 3 exons.
AUGGCAAAUACUAUUACAAAACAAUACACCCGUCUCCUUGCCCUCUGGCCCAAGGACGCUUUGCGCCCCAAUCUUCCCUUCACACGCGCAAUCGAACAUCAUGGCAAACCAUUCGGCCUGCAACCCAUAACGCCCCCUCCCGAACAAGGCGCGAAACCUCAUUCCCCUGCAUCUACAACACCAGCUGCAUCCUCACCGCCUGCGAACCCCAAGCUUGAGCAAGCCCAAGUGAACGCACUAUUUUCCUUGCUGGAGAACCGAUACAGUACCAAAUAUGCACUGUCGCCGGGUGUACUGAAGCCCACAUCUGCACCAGAGCACUACACAAGGUUAAUGGAUGAGAUUGAGCGGGCGCCCAAAAAGACGUGGGCGCCCAAAUUGAGUAUUCCCGAAUUUGACGCUCUUUCUCUCCAAGCCACACCCAUCACAUCAUGGACGACACGAGCAAACAGCAUGACGAAACUCCCACUGAACCUCACGUCUUGCCUGCUUUGCCGACCGAGCUGUGGCUCGAUAUACUCGACCAUGUGGUCACAUACGAUACUCACAUUUUUGAUCGCUCCCUUUGCUAUAUCAGAGGAAAAACGCAUGACCUUCAGAGACUACAAUGCGUAUGCAGAUCGUGGAGGGUAUUACUUUCGCCAAAUCAAUCUCAUAGUUCAUAUGCCUGACAUUGUACAGGACAUGAUGAAGCCAGCAGUGUAUCGCCAUAUAGCACUUGACCGCAACGGCAGCCUUCCGGAACCACAAGACAGUCAUGGUAUGAAAGCAGACCACAUCACAGCCCUAGCCCGGCUCUUAGAUCAAACGGCCGAUUCUGGUCUUCCUAAAGCUUCCUGGGUUCGCUCAUUCAGUAUUGAAGAAAAUACUGCGAAAUACUGGGAAUCCAGGAAAUUACGAAAGACGGCGUUGUCCGACCUAGUCUGCCAUAUGACAAACCUUCACGAAUUCUGUUGCCGCUUCAUUCUCAACUAUCACACUAUGGCAUCCAUUGCACGCUCGCACGGAUCACAGCUUACAAAAAUGGUUAUGCAUUUCGGUGCGGACAUCCAUACAUCAGAACGCCUUCUACUCUUGAACAAUUUCACGGCUCUGACAGAGCUUCGCAUUAGCGUUUCCGACUCGUGUUUAACUGAGAUCGAACCACUUGACCUGCCAAAUCUACGUUCACUCGAAUUGGUCACGGAACCGACUACUGGCAAAUUAUUGACUUGGCUCACCCACUGGAAUAUGCCCGUUCUUCCAGCUUUUGCAUACUUGAAACCACCUGAACGCCGUUCGUACGCAAUGCGCCACAAGCGUCUUCUGGCAGCCUUCAUGGCAAGACAUGGCGCUGGUUUGAAAACAGUAAGCGUUGACAGCACUGCUCCAAAACUCACAGUUUUUCCCUACACACCAUCGUUGGACAUAUAUAAGCAAGUUGAUAUACCGGAAGUCAUUGAAGGCCUUCCCAUAUCAGUGACGCAAAUUUUUACCUCCUUGUUUGGUCAGAACCUAGGUUAUCAGGUGCGGAGACUGGAGUGUCUAUUCCAGACCGUGCAAUCGCUGCCACCAGAACGCAGUCUGCAUACAAUCCGCAUGGUUUCGAGAGAUAAGUAUCUCGGUGGAUCGCCGUUUCUCUGGCGGGAAAAAAUGAAAUGGGCAGACACGAGAAGAAUAAAUACUUGGAAAGAUUUCAACAAGUAUGCAAAAGGACUACUGGAGCUGGGUGUUUCAAUGUUGGAUGAGCAGAAUGUCGUUCUUACGGACGUCCUCGAGGAGAUGAAGCCAUCACAAGAGUCAAUCUGCACGGAGCUCCUAGAGAGCGCGACUGAUGCAUUGCUGAAAUCAGCAAAAGAAUAG